Molecule: messenger RNA, 1417 nt
Organism: Salvia miltiorrhiza (redroot sage)
Lineage: Eukaryota; Viridiplantae; Streptophyta; Magnoliopsida; Lamiales; Lamiaceae
Exons: 1
Coding region: 430-1185 (251 amino acids)
Source: RefSeq, a predicted model, not a curated record
UUAAUUGACCAUAUAUCUUUUCUAGAACAAGAAAUAUAGUCCACGAUGAAUUUACAUAAAACACAUUAUUUAAUUUCUUUUGGCAAAGGAAAGGUAUAAUCAAAGUGGAGUGGCGUGAACAAGAGGCUUCUUUUCUGGAAGCAUACGUGUGGGAUGAUCACAUCACAUCACUCGUGCGAGUCAAGAAAGCUAUAACUCACUCACUGCAUAUAAGUACCACGCUCCUUCAACUCAAUAUCUCAGCCUUUUCCGCUUAUGCGCUUUUGCUCCUCUUCUCUCUCAACAACCCUCUCACUUUCUCUCUCAACAACACAUACAUCCAAACCAAACACAACUGCAUACAAACAUCCAAACACAACUGCAUAGAAAUUCAAACUGAGGUGAUUGAGAUUCACAAUUUCACAUCAGCAAUGAAUAACGGUCAAGAGGAUGUUUGCAUAUGUGAUAUGCCCUAGCUUCAACAGCUAUUCAUCAGAUCGAUUAGCGGAGAUCGCAAUCAGAGUCGCCGGCGACAACCCGCGCGACGCCGCUGGAAUCGAUGAUACCGGCGGCGACGACGAUUUUGAGUUCGCGUUGCUGCUACGCGAAGAUAAGGAGGUCUCGGCCUCGGAAUUCCUCUACGACGGCCCGGUUUUCCCCGUAUUUAACCGCGAUUUGAUUGAAAGCGGCUCGGAAUCGAACAAUCUGAUUCCGUUGAGUAAACUUUUCGCCGAAGAGGACGACGAGGAGCGCGACUGUCCGCCUUCGUGUUCCUCGUCGGAGGCCGACGAACUGGAGAACGUUCCGGCAGGCACGUACUGCGUAUGGCGGCCGAGGACGGUGCCGCCGCCGCUGCCGAGCCAGUGCGAGAAAAGCAAAUCGACUGGAUCGGCUUCGAGGCGGUGGAAGAUCCGCGAUCUGUUGCGGCGGAGCAAGAGCGACGGGAAGGAGAGUUUUGUGUUUCUGACGCCGAAGCACCGCGAAGAGAAUUUGGAGAAAUUAACAAUCCGAGCUCCGGCGAAAGUGCACGGUAAAGGAUCUCAUUCCGCUGCGCCGCCUCCGCCGUCAGCUCAUGAGGCUUUUUACGUGCAGAACAGAGCGAUGAAGGAAGGGAAUAAGAGGAAAUCGUAUCUACCGUACAGGAGAGACCUCGUCGGGUUUUUCGCUAACGUAAGCGGUGUGCGCACGAGUUUCUCGCACUUCUAGAACGGUGCAUCGAUAGAUUGUACUGCCUUCUUUGUAGGGUGGUACGCCAAUUGGACUUUUUUUACUACUAUGAGAGAAUUUUUAAAAUGCUGCAGUUGCAUAGAUUCUUGCCUAUUUUCUUUACGGAUCAUUACUACUGCGCUCAUUUUGAAAUUUUGUUUGGUUUCCUCUCUCAUAAAUGUUACAUGGGGUAAUCUACCAGCUUUAACAACCAAAUAAAUAUGUUUGUGUA